Messenger RNA from Haliotis rufescens (red abalone), 997 nucleotides. Its product is annotated as acyl-coenzyme A thioesterase 8-like. Bases 16 to 939 code for a protein of 307 amino acids. Lineage: Eukaryota; Metazoa; Mollusca; Gastropoda; Lepetellida; Haliotidae. The transcript has 6 exons. Gene Ontology annotation, cellular component: peroxisomal matrix. The record is from RefSeq and is a predicted model, not a curated record. Gene Ontology annotation, molecular function: fatty acyl-CoA hydrolase activity. Gene Ontology annotation, biological process: fatty acid catabolic process; acyl-CoA metabolic process.
UUAGGUCGUCUAAAGAUGGCCGACUCUGAUUCGGAAGCGAGUAGUAAUGAAAAUAUUUUAACAGAAUCUUUCCUCCAUUUGGAAGAAAUAGACGUGAACCUAUACAGGGGUGCAAAUUUGUUCCAUCCCAUUGGGUCAAGGUCAGUGUAUGGAGGUCAAGUCGUAGCUCAUGCCCUGCGAGCAGCAUACACAACUGUGCCAGUCCAGCACCAUGUACAUAGUGUACACUGCUACUUCCUGAAGGGAGGAAGUGCAGACACGCCCAUCCUGUACCAUGUGGACCACACCCGUGAGGGGCGGACAUACUGCAACCGCAAUGUCAAGGCCAUACAAGAAGGAGCACCAAUCUUCACCAUGCAGGCAUCCUUCAAGAGAGUGGAGACUGACCUGUAUACCCACCAGUACUCUAUGCCUAAGGUGCCUGGGCCGGAGGGACUGCUGUCUAGUGUUGAGAUCAUGGAGAGGCAGCUGAAGACUGACAGUGUGUCAGCCAGAAGGAAACGAUACAUAAAGAAGAAACUGACAGAAAGUGUGACAUACGAAAACCGCCCCGUGAAUGAGCAGUACUCUUAUAGAGAGGAACCGCUGGAAGCUGUCUCCUACAACUGGGUCAGAGCUCUUGGACAUAUAGGUGAUGACUCAAAGAUGCACGAGUGUGUAGCUGUUUAUCUGUCGGACUCUAUCCUGGACGUCUCUCUCCUCCCUGCUGGGGUCUAUGGAAAGGACAGUAGCCAGAGAAUGUUCGUGACGUCCCUGGAUCACUCUGUGUGGUUUCACAACCCCUUCCGUAUCGAUGAGUGGAUGCUUUAUGAGAAGGAGAGUCCACAUUGUGGAGAUGGGCGGGCAAUGACCCAGGGUCGACUUUGGAAGAGGGACGGCACGCUAGCCAUGUCCGUAGCCCAAGAGGGCGUCGUCAGGACCUUCAAGUCGAGUUUAUGAUACACAUAUACGACAGGAAAAGGGAACAGUGAAACUGUUAAUCCAGACCCCGUGUCCC